AGGCGGCGGCGGCGGCCUCGGCCUUCCCCCGCCCCCCGCGCGCCUGCGCGCCCCGACUCCCGCCCCUUCAGGCAAGCGGCUGCCCCGGCCGCAUCACCCGCACGGAGUUCUUUUAUGACGCCGGCAGCGUCGGAGGUCAACGGGAUUCCUCCGCUGUGCGGAGCCCAGCGGCGCAUGCGCCCUUUCACUCGGGUGGGCUAGGAGUAAUGCGGGCGGGAAACGGCGUGACAGGCUGGCCGGGAGGAGGCGGCGGGGAGGAGAGACAAGGAGCAGGUCGGCAGGCGGGGAUUCCUCCCUUGGGAGGCGCUCAGCGGGCGAAGUUUCACGCUGUUAUCGCGAGAAGAGACUUGUCGGAAGAGGUUCCCGGAAGUGGGCUGCCGGAAGGACGUGGAGGAGGGGGAAGAGCAUCCGGUGUCGCCGCCUGGAACGGCCUUCCUCUCUGGGCUCGCUGGCGCCUGUGGGACCCCCCCCUCCCCCGCCACCUGAAGUCCCUUAGGGCGCUGGUGUCCAGACUUUUUUCAAAGAGGGCCAGAUUUGAUGAAGUGGAGGGCCAACCAAAGGUGUUGAGGUUUUUUAGGAUUUUACCUCAGGAAAUAAACUGCCGCAGGGGCCGGAUUAGGCCCCUGAAACAGACUCUGGACAUGCCUGACUUAGGGGAAACCUCUUUGUUUAAAAAUAAAAGGAGUGGAGCGGACGGUGAACCGGAUUAACUACACACAAUUGUAGAAUGAGCUAUUACUGAAUGAGCUAUUAUUAGGAGGAAAGCGCUAUUGCAAGUGUAUUUCAGCCUCUCCACCUGCUCACGUAUCAUUGGCACUUGGAAAGCUGCGCUUUCUUUUGCUUCAUUGAAAACGGAUAUGAUGACGACCCUUAAGUAGUGGUGUGAUGCCUUGUAAGGAGGAACAACCUAGCGACAUAUCUGCCUCUCUUAUCCCCAGACCUCGGGGAAAUCGAGCUCGCCAUGUGAGCUACCUCUUCCUUGCCCUGUGUGUCUGUUUCCUGUGCCUCACUGAGCAGAGCCUAGACCUUGUCUUCCAUUGCAUUGUCAUCCAUUUCACAGCCCUGCAGGUUGGAGCACUGUGUCAGGGGGCCUGCAACUUCGCAGAAGAGCUGCGUCAUGUGACAUCCAGGUACCAUGGGAGCUACUUAAGGGCCCUGAAUGCUUGCCUAGAGCUACGCAAACGUUCUUUCCUGUUUCUCCUGCUGUGUGGAGUAGCCUAUCUGCAUCUCCUCAAAGAAUCUGGCCUUCCAGUGUGUCGGAACCUGAUCAUUGUGUGCUUCUGCCAACUUUUAAACUUUGUCUUUGACCUUCAGCAUCCAUCAGCUGCUGAGAUUUCUGAAAUGUAUGAGAGAAACAACUGCAAUGUUGCACAAGGACUUGCCUGGUCAUAUUACGUUGGGUAUUUAAAAUUCAUUUUGCCUGGCCUCAAAGAUCGGAUUAGAGAGUUCAACCGAAGCAACAACCAUUUGCUGAAUUGCGAGAAGACUUGGAAAUUGCACAUAUUGAUUCCCCUGAGCUGCGAUAUGUGUGAUGACCUGCAGACGGUUGACAGUCAUAUUCACUUCAUAAAGAAUCUCCCAGAAUUGAACGUGGAUGUUGCUGGCAUUAAAAAAAGAAGCUACAAAAAUAGUAUCUAUGGGAUAUUGAGUGAAAACAAAGAGAAACAUUUUUGUGUUAUGGAGUAUGCCACUCCUCUGCGGUCCCUCUUUGCCAUGUCCCAAGAUGAAAGUGCUGCCUUCAGCUGUCAAGACCGUUUGGAACAAGCCAAGCUUUUCUGCAGAGCACUGGAAGAAAUCUUACAGAGAUCUAAAUAUUGUUCUGGCUGCUACCGGCUCAUUGUAUAUGAUGAUUCAGAAGAAAAUGACAAGCACUUCCUGUCCAAGACUAUCCUAAGACACAUGGAACAGGAGCGCCAAGAGGAGUAUACCAUGGAUGAAAAGUAUGAAGGCAGCAUACAUAACGCUGAAUCAAAAGGGACUGAGCUCCUGAUUAGUGGCACUGAUCAUCCCAUGUCUUUGCAUAGUUCUGGCUACUGAAAUAAUGGCCCCCAUCUCACAGCUCCAUGGCUCUUCUUGUGGAAAUCAUCAGGAUUGCCUCCAGAUGAAACCUAAUAGUACCAAAUUUUAAUACAUGCAGACUGACCCCAACAAGACCUAAAACCCUUUUAGAAAG
Molecule: messenger RNA, 2173 nt
Organism: Podarcis muralis (Common wall lizard)
Lineage: Eukaryota; Metazoa; Chordata; Lepidosauria; Squamata; Lacertidae
Source: RefSeq, a predicted model, not a curated record